Messenger RNA from Mytilinidion resinicola, 1443 nucleotides. RefSeq lists its product as uncharacterized. NCBI's taxonomy places the organism in Eukaryota, Fungi, Ascomycota, Dothideomycetes, Mytilinidiales, Mytilinidiaceae. The transcript has a single exon. The coding region runs from base 1 to 1443 and encodes 480 amino acids. The record is from RefSeq and is a predicted model, not a curated record.
AUGACGCCACCACGCGAGCGGCCUUCGGCCAACAUGGGGAGAGUGGAAGACGUAAUUACCGUCUGGCAACAGGAGCUGAAGGGCGAGUGCGCUCGUCGGCUAGGCGUCCUCCCACCUUUUAUCAGCACUAAUCUGAACACUCUGAAGGGACGCCUAGCCAAGGCGACCCAAGAGACUUAUGUUCUCCGGAGCGAAGGUAUUGUUGACGGUGAGAAUUUUCAAUCUUUGCAUUCGAGCAGCGGGCGUCUCCAAUCCACUCUUGGAUCUUUUCAAUCGAGCAUCUUGAGUUUCGACCCGUUGCUCGCGAGUCUGAUGGACAUCAAGUCUUCGCUCGUCUCCUUUUCAUCCAAGUCAAGCGUAGGGGCUGUACGGCCCUUGCUUGCAAAUGCCGACCGGGAGCAAUUCCAACGGGCAGACUUUCCAUCCAAUCCCGUGAAUGCGGGGGCCGGAGAUGGCGUGCAUUUGUUGAAUUCCUUAAAUGCGGAUGCAAACAAUAGCACCUCCACUCAGAGCAGCAAGCUUGUAGACGAUGGCACUGACAUCACCCACAUCCUCCUUGCUCUGAAUGCUGCAAAUGCUAAAGUGGAACGCAAACACCAAGAGUUUGCUGACCUGGCACGGCUCAUCAAGACUCUCGUCAAGUCGGUGGAAGAUGACGCGGUGGAAGAGUGCUCCAGACUCACGACUACGUUGGAGAGUCUCCGAAUCAGCUCUGAAAAGGAGCCACGUCGGGCAAAAAGCACUAACCAGCAGCGUCAGAGACAAGCCGCCGCCAAGGCAGAGCUCUUAACCAGUCGGCUCAGGAUCCAGCGGAGAAUGCACAUGUCAACAAGCCGUCAGCUGAAGAGACAGAUGGACCACAUGACUCAGGCAUCCAAGCGGAACACCAUCAGCUACGUGCAGGACAAGCUCGACCUGACCGAGCAGCUGGGACAAAAGGACGCUGAAGUCAACGAGUCGAAAACCUCUCUCCAAGAGUUGAGAAAUUCGUUUGACGAGCAGAAAGAGGCCUUAGUCAAAGAAAAGGCGAGAGCGAAACGUCUUGAUGAAGACCUUACCUCGAAGAGCACUGCCGCCACCAACGCAAAGGACGAGGUCAGACGCAUCCAAGGCCUACUCGAUGGCGCCAACUCAGAGACUAGUCGCGUCCAAGAGCUGCUCAACGGUCAGACCGCAGAGACCAGCCGCAUCCAAGUGCAGCUCGAUGGCGCCAACUCAGAGAACGACCGUCUCCAAGCGCUGGGUGACAAGUCAACUGCAGAGAACGACCGCCUCCAAGAGCUGAUCAAAGGCGCCAAUUCGGAGACCAGUCGCGUCCAAGAGCUGCUCAACGGUCAGACCGCGGAAACCGGCCGCAUCCAAGCGCUGCUGGACAGUUCGACGGCAGACAGACCGCGUCCAAGGUCUGCUCGUCGAAGAGACAGCCCGUCUAGUAGAAGCUAG